This is a messenger RNA of Pungitius pungitius (ninespine stickleback), 12092 nucleotides long. RefSeq names its product vacuolar protein sorting 13 homolog C (gene vps13c). Lineage: Eukaryota; Metazoa; Chordata; Actinopteri; Perciformes; Gasterosteidae. Gene Ontology annotation, cellular component: extrinsic component of membrane. Bases 110 to 11377 code for a protein of 3755 amino acids. The transcript has 88 exons. Gene Ontology annotation, biological process: protein retention in Golgi apparatus; protein targeting to vacuole; mitochondrion organization. The record is from RefSeq and is a predicted model, not a curated record.
GCAGGCAAAAAUAAUAGAUCCAUCAACAACAGUCCAGUCCAUCCGAACCGGAAAUCAGGUGCAGAACCGACGGUGACCCUUUAGCAGGGUCUACCCGAAGCUUUCAAUCAUGGUCUUCGAGUCCCUGGUGAGCGACCUGCUCAACAGGUUCAUCGGAGACUACGUGGAGAACCUGGACAAGUCCCAGCUCAAGAUCGGGAUCUGGGGAGGAAAUGUUGUUCUGGAGAAUCUGAAAGUGAAGGAGAACGCUUUGAGUGAGCUUAAUGUUCCAUUCAAGGUGAAGGCCGGACAGAUCGGGAAGCUGACGCUGAAGAUUCCCUGGAAGAAUCUCUACAACGACGCGGUGGUGGCCACCUUGGACGGUCUCUACCUGCUGGUGGUUCCCGGAGCCACUGGAUCUCAGGUGCAAACGUGUCCAUAUAACGCGGUGAAGUACGACGCGGCGAAGGAGGAGCGCUACCAGCAGGAGGCGAAGCAGAAGGAGCUGCAGCGCAUCGAGGAGGCGCUGCAGAUGGCAGCACGCAGAGCGUCUCAAUCUGGAGAUCUACUUUUUGGCCUGGAGAGUGUUGUGUACAAGGACCCUCACACUGUCCCAAAAGGAAGUAAAAAGCAUAAAAAGCUUAGAAAAGGCUUAAAGAAGCUGAAACGACACGAGAGCAAAGCAGAAAAGCCUCAGGAUUAUAAGAAGGACACCUUCGGGGAGAAGCUGGCAACUCAGGUGAUCAAGAACUUGCAGGUGAAGAUCAGCAGCAUCCACCUGCGCUACGAGGACGACCUGUCAGACCCGCAGCGCCCCCUGUCUAUGGGAGUCACUCUGUCAGAGCUCAGCCUGCAGACUACUGAUGAAAACUGGAAGUCGUGUAUCCUGAACGAAGCAGCCAAGAUCAUCUAUAAGCUUGGGCGUCUGGAUUGUCUCUGCGCCUACUGGAACGUCAACAGUCCGAUCUUUUACAAAGGAUCAUGGGAAGACAUUGUGAAUCAGCUCAAGUGUGGAAUCAGCAGUAAAGAUCGGGAGCUUCCUCACUAUCAGUACAUUUUUAAGCCCAUCUUUGCUUCGGCUAAAACGUGCAUCAACCCAAACGCCGAGCUGGAGCUAAAAACCCCUAAAGCAAACCUUCACCUGGAGGUCCAGGACAUCGCCAUCGAGAUGACCAAACCACAGUACGUCACCAUGGUGGAGGUGCUGGAGUCCAUUGACUACAUGGUGAAGAACGCCCCCUACAGGAAGUUCAGACCAGAUGUCCCCGUCCACCAGAACGCCAAACUCUGGUGGAGGUACGGCUUCAACAGCAUCCUGGAGGUCCACAUCAGACGCUUGGGUGACAUGUGGUCCUGGUCCAGCAUCAGAAAGCACCGAGAGAACCUGAAAGCCUACAAGAGCGCCUACAAGGCCAAACUGCUGAGCCAGAACAAGCCGAGCCAGGACGUUGAGCGACACAUCCAGGAUCUGGAGAAAGUUCUGGACGUCUUCAACAUCACUUUGAUCCGGCAGCAGGCUCACAUGGAGGUGAUCCGGUCGGGACAGAAGGUGGUGGGGAAGAAGACGCCGGGGGGGCAGAAACCGGGGGGAGGAGGUUUCUUCAGCAGCUUAUUUGGGAGAAAGACCAAAAAGGAAGAACAGGAGCAAGAGGAGAACAAGGAGGCCGAGAGUUCAGGGUUGGAAGACCUCAUGACAUCCGAAGAGAAAGAAAAGCUUUACACCGCCAUCGGCUACAGCGGCAGCUCUCACAACCUGACGUUACCCAAACAGUAUGUCGCAGUGGUCGUCAGCUUCCAGCUCUUCAGGACCUCUGUGACGGUUAGAGAGCAGCCCGAAGUCCCAGAACUCCUCAAAAUCCAGAUGAUCGAUCUCAGCACCAAGGUUUCCCAGAGACCCGGAGCUCAGGCCAUCAGGGUGGAGGCCACGCUGGAGCACUGGUACGUCACGGGUCUGCAGCAGCAGGGCCGCGUGCCGUCCCUCAUCGCCUCAGUGGGAGACUCGUCCUCCUCUCUGCUCCACGUCGUGUUCGAGUUGAACCCCGAGGAGAGUGGCGCCGACCAGCUGCUCCGGGUCCAUUCUCAGCCCGUGGAGAUCAUCUACGACGCGCUGACGGUGAACAGCGUGGUGGACUUCUUUAAGGCCGGGAAGGGCGUGGACCUGGAGCUGCUGACCUCGGCCACGCUCUCCAAACUGGAGGAGAUCAAGGAGAAGACGGCCAAUGGUUUGUCUCACAUCAUUGAGAACAGGAAGGUCCUGGACUUGAGGAUUGACCUGAAGCCGUCCUACCUGCUCAUACCCAGAGACGGUUUCCACAGCAACACGUCCGACCUCAUCAUCGUGGACUUUGGCAGCUUACAGUUGAACAGCGUGGAGAUGAGCGGCUCCUCCUCGUCCUCCUUCUCCUCUCUGGAGGAGAUCAUGGACCGAGCCUACGAGAGGUUCAACGUGAAGCUCCGACGCGUUCAGGUGCUCUACAGCAAGUCAGGCGAGGCCUGGGAGGCGGCUCGGCUGCAGGCCUCAUCGGUGCAGCACAUCCUACAGCCGAUGGACUUCACCCUCCAGCUGGCCAAGUGUAUGGUGGAGAAGGAUGCCAGAAUGCCCAGGUUCAAGGUGUCCGGGGAGCUGCCGCUGCUACACAUUAAGGUCUCAGAUCAGAAGAUCCACUACCUUCUGGAGCUGGUCGACAGCAUCCCGCUGCCCAACAUGGGCUCCUCCCCCUCCACCCCCACGGAGAAGGUGCUGUCCUUGGCGGAGAGCAGACCACGAGCCCUCCACCUUCACCCCGCCCUCCUCAACACCGUGGAGACAGACUCUGAUGAAGACACCAGUGAGAAGUCCGCGGACGAGGACCACCAGCGCUCGGCUCUGGAGGAACUCACAGACCUUCACUUCAAGUUUGAAGUCAAAGAGGUGCUGUUGGAGAUGACCCGCCAGGAGGACCGGGAAAAGACCGUCUUGUCCCUCAGCGUCUGUCAGCUGGGGGCUGAAGGGAAGAGGCGGAGCUUCGACCUCAGCAUCACCUCGUACUUGCGGAGGGUCACACUCGAUUACUGUGACGUACCAGGAGGCAGCAAACACCCUCUCCACCUGAUCAGCUCCUCGGAGCAGCAGGACUCAGACCUGCUGAGGGUGGAGUUCAUCAAGGCUGACCCCGCCGGGCCCAGUUUCCAGACUCUGUUCAACAGCACCGAGCAGACCCUGAAGGUGGACUUCUCCUCCCUGGACUUCCUCCUUCACGCCAGAGCUCUGCUCUCCACCAUAAACUACCUGAGCGCCGCCGUGCCGCCGCAACUCGCCGCCGCCCGAGACCCCAAGAAGCAGGUGGAGAAGCCGCAGCCUGGCCGGACAGCCUCCAAAGGAAACCAAGAUGGCGGCGCGUACAGCUUCAAGCUGUUUGCCGUGUUGGGCUGUUUCCACGUGGAGGUGUGUGAUGACCGCCGCAGCAUUGCCGACAUCAGAGUCCAAGGGAUUGAUGCGUCGGUGCUGGUGGGAGCGAAGGAGACGGAGGUGUCCGCCCGACUGAGAGACAUCGUGGUCACAGACGUCAACCCCUGCACCGUCCACAGAAAGGCGGUGUCCAUCGUGGGGGAGGAGGUGUUCAGCUUCAGACUCUCCUUGUUUCCGGGGGCAACGGAGGGAGGAGGCUACGGCGACAUGUCCAAGGUGGACGGGAAGGUCACGCUGCGUCUGGGCUGCAUCCAGAUCGUCUACCUGCACAAGUUCCUCAUGUCGCUGCUGGCCUCUUUUAGCUCUCAGUGUGCUGACGAGAUGUUCGUGGACAACUUCCAGACGGCUAAGGAGGCUCUGAGCGCCGCCACGGCUCAGGCGGCGGAGAAGGCGGCGUCCAGCGUCCGGGGCUUCGCCCAGAAGAGCUUCCGUCUGUCCAUGGACGUCAGGCUGAAGGCCCCGCUCAUCGUGGUGCCCCAGUCCUCCACCUCCCACAAUGCCGUGGUAGUGGACCUGGGUCUGAUCACGGUGGGGAACAGCUUCUCGCUGCUGCCCGUCGAGGGCUUCUCUCUGCCAGCCGUGGUGGAGAAGAUGGACGUGCAGCUGACCCAGCUGAAGCUCUCCAGAACCACGCUGGGACCAGAAGCUUCUCCGCACAUCCAGAUCCUCCAGCCCAUCAACCUGGAGCUGCUGGUCACCAGGAACAUGGCCGCUUCCUGGUUCACUGAGAUCCCCGGAGUCCGGGUCCACGGCGUCCUGCACUCGCUCAACAUGAGUCUGGGUAAAGAAGACCUGGGGGUGCUGAUGAAGAUCCUGGUGGAGAACAUCGGGGAGGGGAGCAAGGAGCACAGCAUGGACCUGAAGAAACAAGUGGCUCGAGAGAAGGCGGAGCUAGAUGAGCAGCAGGUGGAGGCGGCGUCGCCUCAGACGGGACGUGACGGUGCGUUGGACACCACCAACGGAGGCGUGAAGGACAACGCCGUCAACAUUCUCAUGGACCUGGAAAUCAAAGAGCUGCUGCUGACCCUGAAGAAGCCCGGAGAGCAGCAGGAUUCACCCUUCCUGGUCUUUCACGUCGCUCAACUGGGAAUCAACUCCAAAGUCAGGAAGUACGACAUGUGUGCCACGACGUUCGUCAACAAGGUCACCAUGAAGUGCCUGGAGUUCAAAGACUCGAGCGGCGAGCCGCUGUGUCUCGUCAGGUCUUCUGUGGAGUCUGGAGCUGAACUGCUCAAAGUGCAGUACUUCAAGGCUGAUCGAUUGGGGCCAAACUUCUCAACAGUUUACCACAACACCGAGCAGGUGAUCAAUGUGACAUUCACCUCUCUCGACCUCAUGCUUCACACCGAGGCUCUGCUCUCGGCCAUCAACUUCCUGUCGGCAGCGCUCUCGUCCGGCGGCACAGCGUCUCUUGAGCGGGAGAUCAGACCGAAGACGGAGGACAAGGCGGCGUCCGCCAAGUCCUCCGCCCUGGUGUCACCCGCAGGAAGUGACAUCAUCGACAUGAAGGUGACAAUGACGCUGGGGGCCUUCAAUGUUCUCGUGUGCGAUCAAAACUGCAACAUGGCCGACAUCAAGAUUCAAGGUGUUAACGGCUCUUUGCUGAUGCAAGGAACACAAACUCAUGUGUCAGCCCGCCUGAGAGAUUUCAUCGUCCUCAACGUGGACCCUAAAAGCAUCCACAAGAAGGCCAUCUCCAUCGUGGGCGACGAGGUGUUCAGCUUCACUAUGAGUCUCACUCCAAACGCAACAGAAGGCCCCGGUUACGCCGACACCUCCAAAACCGACGGCACAGUGAGGCUCAACGUGGGCUGCAUCCAGGUGGUUUACCUGCACAAGUUCAUCAUGUCCCUGCUGAAUUUUACCAACAACUUCCAGACGGCUAAGGAGGCUCUGAGCGCCGCCACGGCUCAGGCGGCGGAGAAGGCGGCGUCCAGCAUCCGGGACUUCGCCCAGAAGAGCUUCCGUCUGUCCGUGGACGUGAGGCUGAAGGCCCCGCUCAUCGUGGUGCCCCAGUCCUCCACCUCCCACAAUGCACUUGUGAUGGACCUGGGUCUGAUCACGGUGGGGAACAGCUUCUCGCUGCUGCCCGUCGAAGGCUUCCCGCUGCCGGUCGUCAUCGACAACAUGGACGUCGAGCUGAGGCAACUCAAAGUCUCCAGAGCCUGUUUGGACCCGGAGUCGGCCCGACCCACCACCGAGCUGCUGGAACCAGUGAACCUGCACCUGAACGUCAAGAGGAACCUGGCAGCUUCCUGGUACAAGAAGAUGGUUGCCGUGGAGAUCAACGGAGAUCUGAAGCCCAUGAAGGUGGAGCUGAGUCAUGACGACCUGAAGGUGCUGCUGAGGAUCCUGGUGGAAAACCUGGGCGAGGCGGCUAGUUCGCCUGCCGCCCCGAGACAGGAGGCGGGUCUGCAGCUCCGAGCAGCCGGAGGCCCCCCAGCAGGUGAUGUUGGUAAACCAGCUGUGAGCAGUGAUGAAGAGGAGGAGGAAGCUCUGGAGACCAUGAGGUUUAACUUCCACAUUGAGUCCCUCGGUCUGGUGCUGUACAACAACGACCCCAAACAGCCGUGGGCCCCCCAGCGGCAGCAGAGCCUCCGGCUGGGCCAGUUCGCCCUCCACCUGCUCACAUCGUCGGGGAAGGUCCUGACCAACGGCAGCGUGGAGGUGUCCACCGUCCUCAGGGGCUGCACGCUGGACGACCUGAGGACCGGCAUGGAGAGGGUGACCUCACGGAUGGUGGGCCGGAGGGACGAGGAGAGCCCCGAGGCGAUGAUCGACGUGACCUAUCGACAGGGCGCUGCGAGGCGCGAGGUGGUGGCCGUCCUGCAGAAGCUCUACCUGUGCGCCAGCGUGGAGUUCCUGAUGGCCGUGGCAGAUUUCUUCGUGCAGGCUCUGCCGCAGAGUCCCUCUCCGACCGCCCCGUCCGGGCCGAGCGACAGGCUCCCGCUGAGGCAGAGCGCCGAGCCGCGAGCCAACGCCAAGACCGCGCCACCCGUCAGGACCUGUCUGCGGGCGGUGGUGGUGGACCCCGAGGUGGUGUUCGUGGCUAGCCUGAUGAAGGCCGACGCCCCCGCCCUGGUGGCCUCGUUCCAGUGCGACUGUAGCCUGCAGGCCGAGGCGGACAGGACCCAGACCACCAGGGCCAACCUGAGGGAGCUGAAGGUCCUCGCAUGCCCCUUCAUCCGGAGCGAGGAGGACAACGCCGUCACUACCGUGUUGAGACCCUGCUCUGUUGCCUUGGAGACCAAAACCCACCCGAACCAGCCAAUGAGCGGCCGUGUGACUGUGGAAGAAGUCAUAGUCAAGAUCUCUCCGUUCAUCCUCAACACGGUGCAGACCAUAACGGCCGCCAUGACGACCAAGCAGAGCGGCGAGCAGAGCCAGGAGUCCAAGGCGGACCUCGGGGACCUCUGGUCUGUGAGGAACGUCCACGGCUGCAACUACUGGUUCUUGGGAGUGGACGAGGCCACGGAGCUCACCGAGAGCUUCAGAGAGCAGGACGGCCGCCAAGAGGGCGAGAGCCUCACGGCGGAGGUCAAGGUGGUCCAGGUGACUCUGGAGUCCGGUUUGGGUCAUCGGACUGUCCCCCUGCUGCUGGCCGAGUCCUCCUUCCACGGUUCAGCCAAAAACUGGUCGUCUCUGCUGCAGCUGAGUGCAGACGUGACCCUGGAGGUGAACUACUUCAAUGAGGUCCAUGCAGUGUGGGAGCCUCUGAUCGAACGAGUGGACGGCGGCAGGCGCCGAUGGAACCUGGAGCUCCAGAUGAAGAACAACCCGGUCCAGGACAAGAGUCCGGUUCACGGAGACGACUUCGUCAUUCUGCCCGAACCUCGCACGGCCAUCAACAUCUCCUCCAAAGACACCAUGAACGUCACGCUGUCCAACUGCAGCCUCAACGUCUUCUAUAACCUCGCUAAGGCGUUCUCUGAGGCCACAGCCUCCACCUUCGACUACACUCUGAAGGAGAAGGCCCCCUUCACCAUCAGGAACUCCCUCGGGAUUCCUCUCAUCGUGCAGCACAGUGCGAACCUGAGGCCGAUGGGUCCACCUGCACCGGGGAACCUGCAGGAGCUGCCGGUGGACGGGAGCAUGGAGCUGGAGCACUCUGCGUUUGAAGCGUCAUCACGAGGCAAACUGUCGGCUCUGCAGCGGCAGGAGAGCUGCCUCUUCAACCUCACCAUCGUUCCCUCCGGAUACAGCGAGAUCUCCAACAUCGCCGUGGACAAACCGGGCCGCCGUCUCUACAACAUCCGCGGCCCGAUGCUGCAGGAGGCGGUCUCUGUUCUGCUGCAGGUCGACGCCGCCGAGGGCAACAAGGUCAUCACCGUCCGCUCGCCGCUGCAGAUCAAGAAUCACUUCUCGGUGCCGUUCACCAUCCUCAAGUACUGUCCGGCGUCCAGGAGCCUGCAGAGCAUCGGACAGGCCGAGCCCCAGCAGGAGUUCCACAUGGCGCUGGAAGCGUACAGAUGUCAGCUGUUUGUGCGUCCGGCGGGUCACCUGAGCGGUCGCUACGAUCCGUCCUCCACCUGCGUGUCCUGGAAGGAGCAGGUGCACCGCAGUGCGGAGGUGCGCUCGGUGCUGCAGUGUCCGGCCGGCGACAGCAGCCCGCCGCUGAUGGUCAGCGUGCUGGCCGCCCCGGACCUCCUGCGACACAUCGCCAGCCACGGGGAGGAGGACUGGGACCCGGCCUACGUCGUGCACCUCCACCCGGUGGCCACGCUACGCAACCUGCUACCUUACACCGUCCGCUACCUGAUGGAGAGCUCAGCUGACUCUUGUGAGCUUCAGGAAGGCAGCACGUCGGACCUGCUGAGCGCCCGCGUCUCGGGGGAGAUGCUGUCUCUGGUCCUAAUGAGGUACCAGGGCCGCAACUGGCACGGACACGUGUGCGUGGAACAGGAAAUGCCCGAGUUCUUCGCCGUGUGUCUCGCCUGCGACUCCGACGCCAGCCUGACGCUGGACGUGAGCGUGCACGUGACCAGGACGGCCGGCCGCCUGCUGCUGUCCCUCUUCAGCCCAUACUGGAUCAUCAACAAGACGUCCAGAGUGCUGCAGUACCGAGCCGAGGACGUCAGCGUCAAACACCCCGCCGACUGCCGGGACAUCGUCCUCUUCUCCUUCAGGAAGAAGAACCUCUUCAGCAAGAGCAAGCUCCAGCUGUGCGUGUCCACCAGCUCCUGGUCGGACGGCUUCUCUCUGGACACGGUGGGAAGUUACGGCUGCGUCCGCUGUCCUGCCAACAACAUGGACUUCCUGGUGGGCGUCAGCAUCCAGAUGAGCAGCUCCAGCCUCACCAGGAUGGUCACCAUGAGUCCGUUCUACACUCUGGUCAACAAGUCCUCGUACGAGCUGGAGGUGGGAGAAGUCACCGGCCAGGCCUCCACCAGGUGGCACUACGUCGCCUCCAGCGAGUGCCUCCCUCUGUGGCCUGAAAACAGCUCGGGGAAGUUGUGCGUCCGUGUGGUCGGAUCCGAGACCACCUCCAAGUCCUUCUUCUUCAACCGGCAGGACAACGGAACCCUGCUGAGCCUGGACGUGUGCGGGGGGAUCAUCGUCGACGUCAACAUCUCCGAUCUGUCCACCAUCAUCAGCUUCAUCGAUUACUACGAAGGGGCAGCUCCAGCCCUGCUGCUCAACCACACCCCCUGGGUCACCAUCAGCUACAAGCAGAGCGGCUCAGCGACGGUUCACCAGCUGAAACCCGGCGCUGCUCGGCUGUUUGUGUGGGACGACCCGGCAGGCGUCCGGACGCUCAUUUGGAGCUGCAUGGAACAUUCUGGAGAGCUGGACCUGCUGAAGGACGCCGUGGGACAGUUCUCCUACGACAGCCUGUCUCAGGUGCACUGGGUGUCCUUCUUGGACGGACGCCAGCGGGUGCUGAUGUUCACCGAGGACGUCGGCGUGGUGACAAAGGCCCGCCAGGCCGAGGAGCUGGAGCAGUUCCAACAGGAAGUGAAGGUGUCGCUGCAAAACCUCGGUCUGUCGCUGAUCAACAACACCAACCGGCAGGAGAUCGCUUACGUCGGCAUCACCAGCUCAGGUGUGGUUUGGGAGAUGAAGCCGAAGAACCGCUGGAAGCCGUUCAAUCAGAAGAACAUCAACCUGCUGGAGAAAGCCUACCAGAGUCAGCUGAGCGGGAAGACCCAGGGGGGCUGGGUCAAACUGGAGGCCAACCUGGAGGUCAACCUGAACGGAGCCAUCAUGGCGAUGCGUCUGCCCUUCUCCUGCCCGGUGAGGCGCAACUUCCUGUCUGGGAUCCAGGUGGAGUUCAAGCAGUCGCCCCACCAGCGCAGCCUGAGGGCCCAGCUGCACUGGCUGCAGGUGGAUAACCAGCUGCCAGGUGCCAUCUUCCCUAUCGUCUUCCACCCGGUUCCUCCUCCAAAAUCCAUUGCUCUGGACUCUGAGCCCAAGCCAUUCAUCGACAUGUCAGUCAUCACCAGGUUCAAUCAGCACAGCAGCGUCAUGCAGUUCAAGUACUUCAUGGCGCUGGUUCAGGAGAUGGCGGUGAAGAUCGACCAGGGAUUCCUGGGAGCCACCUUGGCCUUGUUCACCCCCGCUGCAGACCCCCAAGCGGACAGUCAGAAGUCGCGGCUGCUGGAGAAAGAUCUGCAGCUUCUGCAGACGGAGAUGAUGGAGGCGCCGCUCACUGACGCGUCAGGACUCAACUUCUUUGAACACUUCCACAUCUCACCCAUCAAGCUCCAUCUCAGUUUGUCUCUGGGCUCCAGCGGUGAUGAUCAGGAGGCGGCGGCCCUUCAAUCCUUCAACCUGUUGCUGAAGAGUAUCGGAGCCACUCUGACGGACGUCGAUGACCUCAUCUUCAAGCUGGCCUUCUUCGAGGUGAAGUACCAGUUUUACAGCCGAGAGAAGCUGAUGUGGUCCGUGGUUCGUCACUACACUGAACAGUUCCUCAAGCAGAUGUAUGUUCUGGUUCUGGGUCUGGACGUCUUGGGGAACCCGUUUGGAAUGAUCCGAGGUCUGUCCGAGGGAGUGGAGGCCUUCUUCUACGAACCCUUCCAGGGAGCCGUUCAGGGACCCGAAGAGUUUGCUGAAGGGUUUGUGAUUGGGGUCCGGAGCCUGUUGGGCCACACGGUCGGCGGCGCCGCAGGUAUGGUGUCCAGGAUCACGGGUUCGGUGGGUAAAGGUCUGGCGGCCAUCACCAUGGACAAAGAGUACCAGCAGAAACGGCGAGAGGAGAUGAACCGCCCCCCCAGGGACUUCGGACAGAGUCUGGCGAAGGGGGGGAAAGGACUGCUGAAGGGAGUCAUGGGGGGGGUCACAGGCAUCGUCACCAAGCCAGUAGAGGGGGCGAAGAAGGAGGGGGCGGCGGGCUUCUUUAAGGGCAUCGGUAAAGGUCUGGUGGGCGUCGUGGCUCGGCCCACUGGGGGCAUCGUGGACAUGGCCAGCAGCACCUUCCAGGGCAUCCAGAGAGCGGCGGACUCCACGCAGGAAGUGACCCGGCUGCGUCCUGUGCGUCUCAUCAGGGAGGACGGCAUCAUCCGCCCGUACGACCUGACGGAGUCGGAGGGCUUCGACCUUUUUCAGCGCUCUGAGAUCAAACAUCUGGACGGUGAAGUCUUCAGAGACCACUGUCUGUUUCCUGGACACCGGAAGACCACCAUCCUCAUCACCAACAGGAGGGUUUUGUGCGUUAAGGAGAUCGACUUCGUCGGUCACUUUAACCGAGAGUGGGAGUGUUUGUUUGAGAACUUCUACCGACCUCCAGCUGUGACGGGAUCUGAGCUGAAGAUCUACUGCAAGGAGCAGCAGAUGUUAAAGUUGCCAAAGAGGGACGGUCAGGAGUCGGUGAGGACGGUUCAGCUUAGAGACCCAAACACUGCUCAGAAAAUGCAGGUGGCCAUAUCUGAUGCCCAGAUGGCGCAGCGGCAGCACCACAUGGCGCGACAGAAGUCCCAGCGCUUCCUCAAGGGCAACGGCCAGCAGUGACCCACUUCCUGUUCUCUGCUGUCAAACACUGCAUAUUGUAAAAUAUGUGAAGGAAAUAUAAAAGUAUACAUAGUUUAUUUAGCAGGGAAUAUGAGUCUUUUAAACUUCCUGUUGCCAGGAUCCGUCCAAAGAGCUGUAAGGAUUGUGGGUUUGAUUUACAGCUGAUGCUCUUAUUUUGAAGUGUGACUGGUCCAAAGAGGUGUUUGCUAAGGAUUGUGGGUUUGAUAUACACUGGAAGCACUUAUUUUGAAGGGGAACAAGGUCCUGCUGCUGUGAGGCAUUCUGGGUAAUAGUCCUUCAUCAAAUGAUGGUGAUGUGAUGGUUAAUGAAUUGAGACGAGUUCUCUUUGUUUUCAUUUAACCAUCUUUAAUACAUUUGGGUUUGGGUUUUUCUUCCCUGCUUUUCGCCUGCAGGCUGCAGGGCCACAUGGUUGAAGAUGAAGCCACGUGUUGCACUAAACUAAUAUUUGCAAUAAUUCAGUUGAUGAUUGUGACAAUCGUAUCCCUCAGAGGAGAAUAAAAGACAUUCAAAUGUCUUUAGACAAUAUCUUACUUGAAUGUUUAGUCCAUGUAACAUUCAGUGGAUCUAAUAAAUCCAAGGAUACAGAAUGUUUAUGUGUUUCACUAUUAUUUUUGUAACUCUUAAAUGUAUUUGCUUCCAUAUUCAUGUUUGAAAAACAAGAUGAUGUGUGAGCUAAAUAAAUGUCUGUGUGAGA